Physella acuta is the source of this 1211-nucleotide messenger RNA. RefSeq lists its product as uncharacterized. The record is from RefSeq and is a predicted model, not a curated record. Lineage: Eukaryota; Metazoa; Mollusca; Gastropoda; Physidae.
UUUUUCUCACUCCCGCUAUGUGAGAGCGGUCUCAGGCAUUCACUAAAUGAGAAAUAAUGAACACAACAAUAGGUAUUGUCAAUGCUAUGGAUUGCUGGAGAAAUCGUGGACGGAAAUAUUUCCUAGGUCGAGACGAUGUUCUCCAAUCAAGCGUGACAAGUUAGAGCCCAAGCAAAUCAGAUACGAGUUUACUCUCUUGACUUCAAUAGAAUCAUAUGAUUUGGAAAUGUCCUCCCCGCAAGUGACUGCUACAGAUACAGGUGCUAUUUACCACGAAUUAACACCAAAAUUAGUAUGGAUUGUAAGGCUGAUCAAUGUUGCUACUCUAUGCAUGAUGGUUAUAGCUGUUAUUCUAUGUUUCGUGCAAGGACAUAAAAAUGGCUCAUUCUAUUUGUUGGUUUGCAACUUGAUAAUAAGUGCUAUCGUUUGUGGAGUAGUGAACUGGUGGUACAAAAGUGGUGAUUUGGGCAGUGAAAAAUACUGGUUUGUCAUCUUGGUUGCCGUGGUGAUUUUUUUUCAGUGUAUAAGCACUGAUGUAUUUGUAUUCAAAGAGGAGCCACCUCCAGCAAUGACAACAACACCCUCACCACACACAUUGAACUGGACCACCAUGUUGCCUCCAUCAACACGCCAGGCUUUUCAAAAUCUUAUCAAACAAUAGCAGUUGCACUGUUAGUGUGCACACUGGCAACUACCAAAACAUGCCUUUCAUAACAGUAUUAGUGCUUAUGCAUUGUGCAAUAUUUACAAUUUUUAUUUAUUUAAAUAAUUUCUUACAGAUGAAAAAAAAUGCAAUUCUAAAUUUUAUUAGAAAAUGUAUCUUAAAUAUGAUCUUUUUCUUUAUAUUUAAAAUUCAUAAUCCAAAGAUGUUACAUACCAGCUUAAAAAUGUAAAUAAGCAUUAAUUAACUUCUUUUACUUUGUCAGACAGCCCUUAUUUUAUUUGUCCAUUAGAAGCUCAUUUGACUAAAAGACCCUGUUUAUUGUUUUACAUAUUAUUUGCCAUAUUCCAUUUUGCAGUGCUUUAGCAGAAAUGAGGUGAAAAAUUCCAUGUUUUUAGGUGUAAUCAUACAAUUUCUACCAUAUAAUUUUCUAGUUCAGUGUAUGUUAUUUUUUAUCAUUUUUAAAAUGUCUUGAGUUAAGAAUUACAACUAAAUCAAAACUAUUUUAUAUUAAUUUAAAUCAUUUUUGCUGUGAAUAAAAAAAUAUGCA